This is a messenger RNA of Drosophila ficusphila, 735 nucleotides long. RefSeq names its product dynein light chain roadblock-type 2 (gene robl62A). The record is from RefSeq and is a predicted model, not a curated record. The transcript has a single exon. Gene Ontology annotation, cellular component: cytoplasmic dynein complex; centrosome; cytoplasm. Gene Ontology annotation, molecular function: dynein intermediate chain binding. Lineage: Eukaryota; Metazoa; Arthropoda; Insecta; Diptera; Drosophilidae. The coding region runs from base 106 to 420 and encodes 104 amino acids. Gene Ontology annotation, biological process: microtubule-based movement.
AGUUCAGUUCCACAAUAACUUCAUAAGAAUACGGAUCAUAGAUCAUACAUAGAAAAACCUAUUUUAUAAACAAAUUUCCUUUGUAGUUUUUCAAGUGUUUUCAAAAUGUCGAAAAUUUAUCUAAAGGCGAUGGAGGAGGUGGUGCAGCGCAACGUGGACAAUACAAACAGGAUUUCCGAACAGGCUCAAGGAUACGUCGUGUCGGAGAAUGCAACGGAUAGUCUCCUGCACACAUCCUUCGAUUUAACUACGGCCCAGGGAAUUGUUAAGCAUCUGCACGCUAGUUUCUUAAAGCUAGCCCAGAGUUGCGUUCGUGAUUUGAAUCCCGAGGAUAAGCUGUGCUUUCUGCGCGUGCGCACCCGUAAGCACGAAUUUCUUGUUGGUCCUGAGGAAAACUUCACCGUGACCGUGGUGUUGUAAGCCCCAUGCCAUUGAUGGGUUAAGACAGGGUGAAUAUUGUUGCUCGAAAGUUGCAAAAAGGAAAGAAAACACUUGGACACCUACAUGAUGCUACUGCUGUCUCACUUACUCUUUGCUGAUGUUGUUGAAGAUCGCCGCAAAUCUCUAACCCCCCGAAAAAACUAAACGAGCCAUAAAAUUAUGAACAGAACAUUUAUGCGUGUGACCGGCCAAACUAAAUUAUGUUUAUUAUGUAAUUAAGAUGUUGGCAGAGAUGCCGAAUGUCGGCCAUUAAAACAACCACGAAGCGGGCAAAAAUCCGCAAAAAGCGGAAAA